AUGCCUGCUCGGUCAUCCGACUACAUUUCACCUCCACCUUUUGGGCCAUCGGCACGAAACGACCAGGUCCAUGAACGAACAGCGGCGGCAAAUAAGACUCAUUCGAGGCAGCAAAGCGGUAAGGGCCAUGCGUCGAAACCUCUGAAGCUGGCGGUGAAGCUGGCGAAUCCUAGAGCUCAGUUACAUGCUCUGGAAAAACCGCCUCUGCAAUCCCACAUUGGUUCAGCUUACUCGUCAUUACCAAACAAGGGGUCUAUUUUGCCACCGGUUACUGGUAGAGACGUGGCUGCGCUUAUAUUUGUGUUUCUCUUGGUUCCUCAGGGCAUCUCGUGUCUCUUGUUGUUGGGGUAUAUCAUGUCUGGUACUUUCCGGGGUCUGGCUGCACGCUUCCUUGCUAGGUUCUCUGUGCUUGUGGAGGAGAGACUGAGCUCAAUUUGGGGUUCUCAUUCGAGCCCUUCGCAUAAUACAUCGUCUGGACGCCAACGGCACUGGUUCUAUAGCAGAGCUGUGGCUGGCGAGUUCCUCCAGCUUUUCUCCAUAAACUCCAUAAUCUUGUUGAUCUGCCAUUAUACAAUGCCUCGCCUGUGGACUCACUACCUUCUGGUUAUGGCCAAACUGAUUGUGGCCAGCAGGUUAGUCGGUACUUAUACCGUGGGUACCACUACAUAUGUUUCUGUGGUGUCUGGUGGACAAAGCACAACGACAACUACAUCGACACCCAACUCACUUUUGUCUCAGGGUGCUACUGGCGGCGUUCUUGAUAAAGCCAAGUACCUGAAAUCCAGCUUCGUGAACUCCCUAUUGGGAUUUGCCUCGGUUACCGCCAUAGAUACUUUGAUCCGUCAUUGGCUCCAGCAUUUAAACGUACCGCAAUUAGUGAGCGAUUUAGCUCGGUUCUAUCGUGGUGUUUGGCAUUUUGGGUUGUUGUCGCCUUCUUCAGAUAGUGCAAAAACCUCAGACUACCUCAAAGCGUUCUUCACGAAGUCUCCUUUUUUCGUGACAUAUAACUAUCUAUCCAAACGAAAGGAUAGGUACUACAGCUUGGGCAUCAAGCGAGGAAACGGUAUGCGUCUAAGCAUUUUGGAUAGGCUCAUAAUUCACAUUGCCGUUCGAUUCUUCAAUAUUGACGAUACCUCACUUCACAGCUUAACCUUGGUGCUCCAGGAAAUCAGCACAAUCAUCAAUUACGCAUACCUUGUGCUUUGCAUACACGUCAUUAGUCUUACUAUUUCUCCAUUCUUGCAGAAAUUCUUCAUUUUCAAAGAUUACUCAAAGAACUUGGACCACUUGUCUUCACUCACCCCCAGUAUUCCUUUGAGUGGAGACAGACACAGCAGUGUUCCCAGCAAUGCUUCCCUCGCAGACCCCAUGAUGGUCGUCAAUGUGGACCAGCUGCAAUCGGCAAAUACUCCAUCUCAACCAACCGUUGUAGAGGUUGAUCAAGAAAUCGCCAGUUCAGCGGUUGAGUCACCCUUCAGCGAUACAAAUGUCAGUGCAAAAAACUUUGAAGUGUUUUGUCUUGUUCCUCCAACUAGCAAAGUGGUUGCCUCUGGCAAUAAACCGCAACAGAACAGAACCAUAGUUGACAGGAAAAGAGCUAACAGUAACGCGCUGCCUCCUCCAUCUACUACUAUCGUUGAUCGCUGCUUUACUACAUCCAUCCAGCCUUUAUGGUCAUGGGUUGCUGCUAUAAAAGUGUUCUUCAUUAACUCCAAUUUGUUCAAUGGCCAGUCCACCUCAAGGAAAGAAUGUGGAUCUGAAUUCUUGGAAAUGCACAGCGACCCUCAGCUUAUGAGUAUUAUUAAGUUAGGCGAUAGAGAAGUUGUCCUUGAGUUAACAGAUGAGUCGCUGUUGAAGGAUACAAUAACCGUCCAGGUGAAUUCCAUUCCAUGGGAUUUUGUGACCAAGUUUACUCAGGAAACGCCUACUGGUAACCGAACCUUCAUCAAAGUGGAAGGUCUUCAACCAUUGUGUCAGUAUGAGAUUCGUUGUGAUGCAGAUAAUGAAGCCUUAGCGUCUGUUACUGUGAACACAACGGAUCAUUCCAAAGAAAAGCCUUAUCUUGAGCAAUCUGUCCACACUUCGUCAUUGGAAACUCUUCAAGGCAGUUUGACUUCUACCAUAGAUGAACUCAAUGAGCUUCGUUGGAACCACAAGAAGCAGAGGAAGGAUGAGAACAAGAAGAUCACCGAUCUCAAGAAACAAGUCGACAGCAUGAGAGCAAAGGUUGAAAAAGCCAACAGCCGAGUACCAAUUGAAGGCCGUGGAAGCGGCAAGCUCAAGGGUUUACAAUACUCGGUGAUCCAGUUGGAGCACGAAGUAGAAGACCUACACAAGCAGCUCGAUAGCAUGAAGGAAAGCAACGAGACUGUCGAUGGAGACUUGAAGAUGGAAGAGCAAGCUAUGCUUGAACAGAUCCAGAGCUUGGAGGCGUUUAUUGAAGAUCAUGAACUUAGCACCGGGCAGCUCAAAAAUGACAUCCGGGCCGUUGAAAAUGAGCGAAACAACGUCGCAGUAAAGCACCGCAAGUUGCAAAGCAAAGUCAGAGCACGGAAAGAAGAAAUCUCCCGGCUCAAUGCAGAAAUAAAGGGCAUGAAGAAAGCGGUGUUGGGACGGUACCAGCGCAGACAAAAGAGGGUCCAGGAGCGGUUCGACACGAUUCUUCCCAAGGUUCAGGUUGCCGGCGACGAGCUCAGCCAGGAAUUGGGAGAGUACGUGCAAUGA
Molecule: messenger RNA, 2724 nt
Organism: Candidozyma haemuli
Lineage: Eukaryota; Fungi; Ascomycota; Pichiomycetes; Serinales; Metschnikowiaceae
Gene: EMC9
Product: Emc9p
Exons: 1
Coding region: 1-2724 (907 amino acids)
Source: RefSeq, a predicted model, not a curated record